This is a messenger RNA of Nicotiana tabacum (common tobacco), 771 nucleotides long. RefSeq lists its product as uncharacterized. The record is from RefSeq and is a predicted model, not a curated record. Lineage: Eukaryota; Viridiplantae; Streptophyta; Magnoliopsida; Solanales; Solanaceae.
AUGACGGGAUAUGCCAAGUUCAUGAAAGACUUGGUAAUAAAGAAGAGAUCCAUGAAUUGUGAAAUGAUCAAAAUGAUGCAUCAAGUGAGUGCCAUUGUACAUUACAUGGCUCCAAAGCUAGCAGACCCCGGUGCCUUUACAAUCCCGUGCACUAUUAGUAGUGCCGAUUUCACUAAAGCUUUGUAUGACUUGGGGGCAAGCAUUAACUUGAUGCCAUAUUCUGUGUUCAAGACAUUGGGGAUUGGGCAGCGAAGGCCCACAUCCAUGAAGUUGCAAAUGGCAGACAAGACAAUGAAGAGUCUAUUGGGGAUAAUUGAUAAUGUGCUAGUUCGGGUCGACAAGUUCUUACUUCCCAUGGAUUUUGUGAUACAUGACUGUGAGGUUGACUGCGAGGUACCGAUCAUAUGGAGGAGACCUUUCCUAGCUACAGGGAAGACCUUAGUUGAUGUGGAAGAAGGGGAGCUCACCUUUCAAGUGGGCAAUGCAAAAUUUGUGUUCCAUGUUUUCAAGUCAUUGAGGCAGCUCAAUAGCAACGAAGUAUGUUCAUUUGUGGAUCUUGUGACCGAAGUGAUUGUUGAAGACAUAAUUGCUGUGAUUAAUGUGGAAGUCCCAUUGGAAGCUGUGUUGCUGAAUAAUGAUGUGGAUGAGAAGGAAGGUUUGGUUGAAUAUGUCAAUGCUUUGCAAGGAAUGGGUUCAUAUACAUAUGAGCUUCAGAAACUUUACGUAGACCGUGAGAACCGGAAGACUCCGCUAACAAAGCCCUCAAUCUAG